GUCAUGACCUUUUUGAUCUAUAUGCUGGAACAGUGGAAGAUGAAGAAGGCGUGGACAAUCUUAGCUCUGGCGGAGGUGGUAGCCCUCCUCUGGUCGCCGCUGCAGUUUCGCUCGAGGCUGAGGGUGUUCCUGAUGAGAGUGGAGCUGUUCUUCCCCAUGGAGGUGGAGGAGCUGGAUCUGCCGCUGAGCCACCAGCGACUCUUCAUGGCGGUGGUGUGCCUCCUCUGCGCGAUGGUGUGGACCAUGGGUGUUCUGGUCAUGCCCAAGUACUUCCAGCGGAAGACACUGCGCUUCAAGUGGAAGGUUCUGGCCAUGGUCUCGACUAUGCUCGAGCUCGCGGUGGGCAUGGGCGGCGACGCGAGCGCGGCCGCUCCCGACAGCGGCUUCAACCAGGUGGUCGCAGCCCCCCGCUGGGUGCGGCGGCCGUACCACCUGUGGUUGGAGGUGUUCCGUAUGAAAGUGAAGCAGAUGAUCCACCUGGUGGUGGUGUUCCUGAUGAUGGUGAAGCUGUUGAAGGUCCUGUGCCUUUACCAGGAGAUACUGCGCCUCAAGUGGAGGCUUCUGGACACCAUGGCGUUCCUGAUGAAGGAGAAGAUGAUUAUCAUCCUGAAUGUGGAGGGGCAGGUCUUGGUGAUGAUGCUCCUGCGGUUCUUCCUAGCGGUGGCGAGCAUGCUCGUCAUGAGUCUGAUGGUGUUCCUGAUGAAGGUGAAACUCAGGUUCUCCUUGGAGGUGGAGGGGAUGGACCUGUCGCUGAUGGUUCUGCGCCUCCACCUGGAG
This is a messenger RNA of Prorocentrum cordatum, 777 nucleotides long. NCBI's taxonomy places the organism in Eukaryota, Dinophyceae, Prorocentrales, Prorocentraceae. The record is from the annotation of a GenBank genome assembly.